AUCUGUCUCUCUCUGCAGAUCCCAAAGUUUCCAUGGAAGAAAAAUCUGAAAAUAUAUGAUCUGUUUCUCUAUCUUUUUCUGUAUGUGACACAAGGAUGUUUACUUUGAUUGGGACUGUGGAAGAGAAAGGUUUGACCUUUCUCCCCGUACAAUACUUUUGGCUUCCAUUUUUCCGGGAAAGUGUGAAAGCGAAGAUUUUUUUUUUCUCUGACAAUGGAACGUAUCCAGAAGUCCACCUACAGUGUGAAUGUAGCGUUUCGGAUUCUCCCCUUUUCUUUUUCUUCGCUUUGCUCGUUCAUGGUCAACUCCAAUGCCUUUCUUCGUUUUCUCCUUUCUGGGUUUCUGCUCAGAAACAUGACCUUACCACGGAAAAAACUCCAGAGUUUGUAAUGAUGAGUCUUCUGUGAUGAUGUUCUAGGGUUUUUGCUUUUCUAGGUUUUGAGAGAGAGAUAGUGUAUUUUCUCUUCUCUCCUUCCCUUAAAAUGGGUUAUGUGGGGUUUGGAGGAAGUGGCUGAAUCUGGGCAGUGAUGAUGAGGUCAAAGGGAGGAUGACUGAAAGCGUGUAGAGAGAGUGGAAGAGGGAAGUUGGAGAGAGAAAGGGUUUUCCCAUUUUUAGUCAGUUUUGGUGGAUUCAUCGGUAUUGGUGGUGCAAGAGUGGUGGAUGAUACUCUUUCACGGGCAUGACCACGGCCACCACCAUCUCUCAGGCACCUCUCAAGCCUGUGUUUAGCUCUACAUGCUUCAUCUCCCUCUCUCUCUAAAAUUUCUGGACAAGGGUCCUGUUUGAAAAGCGGAGUAACAUGGAGGAUCAACAUGAAAGGGUUCCAGUGGAUGGAAGAGUUUUAGUGGAGGAAAAGGUUCCAGUGGAGCAACUGGUUCCAGUGAAAAGGGUUCCUGUGGAGGAAAGGUUUCAUUUAGAAGAAAGGGUUCCAGUGGAGGAAAGAGUUCUGGUGGAGGGAAGGAUUCCAGUGGAAGAAAAUUUCGAUCCAAGUGUUAUGGGGAGGAUCAAUGAAGAUGGGUAUGAGAGCAUGUCUGGAAGUGGGAACUUAGAUGGUGGAUUGGAGGAUGAGCAAGAAACCUUGGUACUUGAGAGGCCGGCCAAGAAACUGAAAUACCAUCGACAUACUCAAGAGCAAAUUAAUGAGCUUGAAACUUGCUUCAAGGAAUGGCCUCAUCCUGACGAGAAACAAAGGUUGGACCUCAGUAGGAAGCUCAACUUGGAGCCUAGACAAGUGAAGUUCUGGUUUCAGAACCGGCGAACCCAGAUGAAGAACCAGUUGGAGCGCCAUGAGAAUGUAAUGCUUAGACAAGAAAAUGACAAGCUUCGGGUUGAGAAUGUUGCAAUUAAGGAUGCUGUGAGGAACCCAAUAUGCAACCACUGUGGUGGUGUGGCAAUGCUUGGCAACAUAACUAUUGAAGAGAAUCAACUAAGGGUUGAGAAUGCCCAGUUAAGGGAUGAACUAAGUCGGAUCUGUGGCCUAGCAGAGAAGUUCUUGGGCAGGCCUGUCACACCUUUGGCGAGUCCCAUUGCUCUACCAAGACCAAGCUCAAAUUUGGAACUUGAGGUAGCGGGAAAUGGGUUUGGUGGUUUAAACUCGGGGGGCACUCCCUUACCAAUGGGGCCUCUUACUAGGCCAGGCAUGAUGGGUGUCGAAAAGCCCUUUAACAGCUCUGUGUUUGUGGAGCUUGCAGUGACUGCUAUGGAUGAAUUGCUUCGGUUGGCUCAGGCUGAUAGUCCCAUUUGGAUGACAAGCUUGGAUGGAGGAAAGGAAACAUUGAACCCUGUAGAGUACAUGAGGACAUUUUCUCCUUGUAUUGGCCUGAAGCCCUCCGGCUUUGUAACUGAGGCUUCAAGAGAGACUGGUAUGGUAAUGAUCAACAGUUUAGCUCUUGUAGAGACAUUGAUGGAUGGGAGUCGAUGGGCACAAAUGUUCCCAUGUGUGAUUGCUAAAGCUUCUACAACUGAUGUGCUAUCAAGUGGUAUUGGAAGAACUAGGCAUGGUGCUCUGCAACUGAUGCAUGCUGAGUUGCAAGUUCUUUCACCAUUGGUACCGGUCCGGCAAGUGAAGUUUCUCCGGUUUUGCAAGCAACAUGGGGAAGGAUUAUGGGCUGUGGUUGAUGUGUCCAUCGACACUGCUCUAGAUGGUGCGAGCAUAAAUUCAUUUGUUAACUGCCGACGACUUCCUUCUGGCUGUGUCGUGCAAGAUCUUUCAAAUGGUUACACUAGGGUUACCUGGAUAGAACAUUCAGAAUAUGAUGAGAGUGCCGUCCACUAUCUCUACCGAUCCUUACUGAGCUCUGGAUUGGGGUUUGGCGCACUGAGAUGGCUUGCCACCUUACAGAGGCAGUGUGAGAGCAUUGCAAUCCUUUUGUCAUCAACCGUCCCCUGCGAAGAUCAUCCAGUGCUGACACAAGCUGGUAGGAGAAGUCUGCUACAACUGACAAACCGAAUGAGGGAUAACUUCUGUGCUGGGGUUUGUGCUUCAACUGUUCGGAUGUGGAACAAGCUCCAUGUUGCUAGUCUUGGGGAGGAUGUCAAGGUCAUGACCCGGAAAAGUAUGAAUAUUCCUGGUGAGCCUCCUGGAGUCAUCUUGAGUGCUGCAACCUCUGUAUGGAUGCCUAUAAUGCAUCAACAGUUAUUUAACUUCUUGAGAGAUGAGAGACAGAGGAGCAAGUGGGACAUUUUAUCCAAUGGUGGGCCAAUGCAAGAGAUGAUUCAUAUUCCAAAGGGCCAAACAAGUAGCAACUGUGUUUCUCUUCUUCGCCCUAAUGCUAGAAACCAGAAUGACAACACAAUGCUGAUACUGCAAGAGACAUGGGCAGAUGCAUCGGGCUCACUUAUAGUCUACGCUCCUCUUGAUGUAGCAUCAAUGCGUGCGGUGAUGACUGGUGGGGAUUCAAGCUUCGUGGCUCUCUUGCCAUCAGGAUUUGCAAUUGUUCCAGAUGGUUCUUCUGGUUAUGGAGAUGAUUGGAGUGGGAAACUGGCCAGAGGUAGCAGCAACAAAGGCUCAGGGUCACUACUGACAGUUGCAUUCCAGAUAUUGGUGAACAGCCUUCCAAUGGCCAAACUCAAUGUGGAGUCGGUUGAGACCGUGAACAGUCUUCUGUCCUGCACAAUCAACAAGAUCAAAUCUGCAGUUUCUUCAGCAUAAGCAGCAGGGUUGGUGGUAUCAACCUUUCCUUUCCCUCCUCAAUACCGCCUUUUUUUUUCCAUUCUUUUUUUAAAUAUAGGAGCAUAGACUAAAGGGUAUAGAACUGUAGAAUGAGGAAAAUGAAGAGGGUGGAAAUAUUGAAACGAGGAGUUUUUGAGCUACUUGUGAGGGCUUUGCUUGAUAUGUAGACAAUGUGGUUUUGGAUAUCUGGGGACGGGUUGAAGUUAGGAGCAUGCAAAGGACAGUAACUCAGCCAUGCCCCCUAGCUUGGCUCAGCUCUCAGUGCUCUUUUGUGGUGUGGGAUGAUUUCUCUCUUUUACUUGGGAAGAACAUAUUUAAAUCUUAGUUUCAUUUGUGCUAUUUGGGAUAAUUUCUAUUUUAUUUGCAGAUAGACUAGUUUUGAACUCCAUUAUGAUUAGGGAUGUUGAGGUUCUUUUUUGGGCAGUUAUAGAGACUAAAUAUUUGGCAUUAAUUUAUGUUUCGAAUUUGGAUUGAGAUCUUAAAUUGCUCGCUUUUGUCUUUUAAAGGUCCCAUCGGACGUUUAGGUCUAAUUGCUUUGUAGUAAGUUUGGUCAUAUUGUUCUGUAUCUUGAUCUUAUUGUUUGUAUCACGUCAAUUCUUUUGUAUCUUAGUUUCAUUAUUUGUAUUUUUAUACAACGGGAUUUGCAUAUUCAGUAGAUAUCGAUUAGGUAUCUUAGAAUUUUCCGAUUUAAGUUAUUACUAUGUAAUGUCUUUGCUUUCUCACUUGUAGGAGUUGGUUUUUUUUCAGGUAUCUCAUAGAGAAUGGGAAUCUAUUCCCAAGUCUUGGAGGAGGCGAUGACAAGAUUUUACAUGUGCUCUUUCAUGUGAGAUAAUGUACCAUGAAUAGAUUGAUUUCCUUCUUAUUUUUGGAUAUUUAAUGACUAUUUCAUUGUUUAUUUUACCGUUAAUGUUUAUGUAUUACUCUGUAUAUUUAUUAGUUAAUUAUAUGAAAAUUAUUCUCAAUUAUUUGAAAA
Molecule: messenger RNA, 4145 nt
Organism: Vitis vinifera (wine grape)
Lineage: Eukaryota; Viridiplantae; Streptophyta; Magnoliopsida; Vitales; Vitaceae
Product: homeobox-leucine zipper protein ANTHOCYANINLESS 2
Exons: 9
Coding region: 800-3151 (783 amino acids)
Biological process (GO): regulation of DNA-templated transcription
Molecular function (GO): DNA binding; lipid binding; DNA-binding transcription factor activity, RNA polymerase II-specific
Source: RefSeq, a predicted model, not a curated record